AUGGCCGAAGAAUUUGAUCCCUCAACCCAUCCCCAUCGUCGCUUGAACCCGCUGACGGGCGAACAUGUCCUCGUCUCCCCGCACAGGACCAAGCGCCCGUGGCUCGGCCAGACAGAGGCGCCAUCAGCCCCAUCUUUGCUGAAGUACGACCCGCAAUGUUAUCUCUGCCCCGGCAACUCGCGAUCUGGUGGCCAGAAGAACGAGAACUACGUCAAUACGUUUGUCUUCGAGAACGACUUCGCUGCUGUUCUACCCGGUCCUCCGCCCACCGCUCCGAGUGUGCCGCACCCGCUUCUCCAAACGGAGCCCGUAGCCGGUGGUUGCGACGUGCUCUGCUUCCACCCACGCCAUGACCUGACUCUCGCGCGCCUGGAGCUCAGUGACAUUGAACACGUUAUCAAUGAAUGGGUGUCCAUCUAUCUUCGCCGAGGCAAGCAAGAGGGGAUCAAGUAUGUCCAGAUCUUCGAGAACAAGGGCGCGAUCAUGGGAUGCUCGAACCCGCAUCCACACGGACAGACCUGGUCGUUGAGCGAGGUGCCCACGCUUCCCGCGACUGAACUGGCUUCUCUCGCACGCUACGCGGCCGAUCCUGCGUCUCCUGUUGCUGAGGGCGCCCCUCGCGGCGCGGAUGGCAAACCAUGCUUGCUGUGCGAAUAUGCACACUUCGAGAUUGGCGUGGCUGAGGCGGAGGGUCGCGUCGUGGUGAAGAACGAGCACUGGGUGGCGCUUGUUCCAUGGUGGGCCACCUGGCCAUUCGAGAUCUUGCUGUUGCCCUACCAUCGCCACAUCACCUCCAUCGACACCCUCUCGGCGAAUGAGAAGAAGACCUUCGCCGACAUCCUAUCUCGGGUGACGAAGCGCUACGAUAACCUGUUCUCAACAUCAUUCGCGUACUCCAUGGGCAUUCACCAAAGCUCGACGCCAGGCUCGAACGACGAGGCUCACCUGCAUCUUCACUUCGCGCCGCCUCUGCUCCGUAGCGCUACUGUGCGGAAGUUCCUGGUCGGCUUCGAGUUGAUGGCCGAGGCGCAGCGGGACUUGACACCCGAACAAGCCGCAGGGCGCCUCAGAGCACUCAGCGAAGUGCACUACCUCGAUGUGCUUGAACAGGAAGCAGCUGCACGGACCGAGGCCUAG
Peniophora sp. CBMAI 1063 is the source of this 1137-nucleotide messenger RNA. Lineage: Eukaryota; Fungi; Basidiomycota; Agaricomycetes; Russulales; Peniophoraceae. The record is from the annotation of a GenBank genome assembly.